Molecule: messenger RNA, 1985 nt
Organism: Populus euphratica (Euphrates poplar)
Lineage: Eukaryota; Viridiplantae; Streptophyta; Magnoliopsida; Malpighiales; Salicaceae
Gene: ATCS
Product: Citrate synthase family protein
Exons: 20
Coding region: 209-1660 (483 amino acids)
Biological process (GO): tricarboxylic acid cycle; carbohydrate metabolic process; citrate metabolic process
Cellular component (GO): mitochondrial matrix
Source: RefSeq, a predicted model, not a curated record
AACAAAAUAAAAUAGGGAAAAAAUAUCGGUAUUAACUCAUGGUAAUUGGAAUGGAAUGUUCAAUCAAGUGAAGGUUUAAUUUGCAAUAAGACUAGACAACGCCGAAAGCAUUUCAUAGAUCUAAAAUUGAUCGUCUACGAUUAACAUUCUCUCCAUCCUCCAUUUCUCUGCACUUCCGUUUCAAUUAUUGGGUGAUUGAUUGCUCGCCAUGGUUUUCUUUCGAAGCGUUCCUCUUCUUUCCAGGCUUCGUUCUCAUGCUAUUGGAUUAAUGCAGCAGCAUCAGGUUCAGAAACAGUCAAACCUCAGCAAUUCUUUCAGAUGGAUUCAAACGCAGACCAUCUCUUCUGAUCUUGACCUUCAUUCUCAGCUGAAGGAAUUGAUCCCAGAACAACAGGAGCGCCUGAAGAAGCUUAAGUCAGAGUAUGGAAAAGUUCAAUUGGGAAAUAUUACUGUUGACAUGGUGCUUGGGGGGAUGAGAGGAAUGACUGGAUUACUGUGGGAGACUUCAUUACUUGAUCCAGAUGAGGGAAUUCGCUUUAGGGGCAUGUCAAUUCCUGAAUGCCAAAAAUUGUUGCCAGCUGCAAAGCCUGGUGGGGAACCUUUGCCAGAGGGUCUUCUUUGGCUUCUUUUAACGGGAAAGGUACCAACCAAAGAGCAAGUCGGUGCCUUAUCAAAGGAAUUGCGUGACCGUGCCUCUGUUCCAGAUUAUGUCUUUAAGGCCAUUGAUGCCCUACCUGUCACUGCUCAUCCAAUGACUCAGUUUGCAACUGGUGUUAUGGCCCUACAGGUUCAGAGUGAAUUUCAAAAAGCCUAUGAAAAAGGGAUUCAUAAAUCAAAGUACUGGGAGCCAACUUAUGAGGAUUCUCUUAGUCUGAUUGCUCGUGUGCCAGUAGUAGCUUCAUAUAUUUAUCGAAGAAUUUACAAAGAUGGGAAAGUUAUUCCUAUGAAUGAUUCUUUGGAUUAUGGUGGAAAUUUUUCACACAUGUUGGGAUUUGAUAGUCCUGAAAUGCAAGAGCUUAUGAGGCUUUAUGUUACAAUCCAUAGUGACCAUGAAGGUGGGAAUGUCAGUGCUCAUACUGGUCACCUGGUUGCUAGUGCACUUUCAGAUCCUUAUCUUUCAUUUGCAGCUGCAUUGAAUGGUUUAGCUGGGCCACUCCAUGGCUUGGCAAAUCAGGAAGUUCUCCUUUGGAUCAAAUCCGUGGUAGAAGAGUGUGGAGAGAAUAUAACCACAGAACAACUUAAAGACUAUGUUUGGAAAACAUUAAAUAGCGGAAAGGUUGUUCCUGGAUUUGGUCAUGGAGUUCUACGCAAAACUGAUCCAAGAUAUACAUGUCAAAGGGAGUUUGCAUUGAAGCAUUUACCUGAUGAUCCAUUGUUCCAGCUGGUCUCUAAGCUAUAUGAAGUUGUGCCUCCAGUUCUUACCCAGCUGGGCAAGGUUAAAAACCCAUGGCCUAAUGUUGAUGCUCACAGUGGGGUGUUGCUGAACUACUACGGUUUAACUGAAGCUAGGUACUAUACUGUACUUUUCGGUGUAUCAAGGAGUAUUGGCAUUUGCUCUCAGCUGAUAUGGGAUCGAGCUCUUGGAUUGCCGCUGGAGAGGCCAAAGAGUGUUACAAUGGAAUUGCUUGAGAAUCACUGCAAGAAAGCUCCUGACAACUGAAGAAGAAUGCCAUCCUGUUUUCCUCAGUAAUAAUUUAUCAGAAACACGAGUUUCGUGUUGGAUAGAGGACUGGUGUAAAGUUAAUGAGUUCCGUCGUAGUCAAAUUUCCAGGCGUUUUCAAACUCAGGUGUCAAGUUUUUUCUGCAAAAUUUGCGGUUACAGCUAGGUGACUGCCCCAAGUUUCAUUUUGAUCGAUACCAACUUUUUACAGUGAAGCUUGUUGAGAGUAAAGUCAUGACAUGAAUCAAAGCUUCAUGGAGCCCGUUGAAUAAAAUAGUGCUGUGUUGCUCAUUUCCUUUUGACUCACAUGACACUCCUUUUGGUC